AAUUAAGGCAGGAGGGGGAAAAGUGUAUGGGAGAGUGCGCGCGCGCGGGCGCUCUCCCCAGACACCACAACACCGUUCAGUUGGCACUUGCUGCCACACCAUAUUUUUGUAUAUUAAGAGGCACAGGAAGGUGGCAUCAUGCCCGAGAAGGUAGUUGCUACAAUGGAGGAAAAUCCUCCGAAGGUUAAUAAAUGGGAUGGCAAUGCUCUUAAAAAUGCCCUUGAUGAUGCAGUGAAGGAUGUGUUGUUGUCUCGCUUUAGCUACAUUGAGUCUCACAAGCUUCUUGAUGGGCGACUAAUAAUAUCAUCUGUGGCAGUGGGAUUCUCAGUCUUUGCUCUCAUUUGGGAUCUGCUCUAUCCAUUUCCACAGUCCAGAACUGUAAUGUGUGUAUGUGUGAUAUCCUAUUUCAUUAUGAUGGGUGUAUUAACAUGGUACACUACCUACCUGGAGUGUGGCAUCUUCUGCACAGCCCUGAAGAAAGAUGCUGCUGGGAUUGACCCAGAUGAUGUAUGGAAUGCUUCCUCUUCUCUUAAGAGGUUUGACAAUAAGUACCACCUGCGCGUUACUCAGAAAGCUGGCAAGACAGGGAAGGCCAAAGAAGCCCGCACUGUCCUCACUGUUGAGAACUACUUUGAUGAGACUGGCAAGCUUUUGUAUGGAUCUGUAGCCAAAGAAGUUCUACGUUUGCAUUCUGAUGUAGAGCACAAGAAAAACUAGAUUUACUUGUUUUAAAUGUUAGAUUAGCCACAAGAGGGAUUAGUUGCUGAAAUAUUUCAAGGAAACUUACUUUUUCCCAUGCUAAGUCUGCCAAGACAAUAUGGUCACACUCUUUCCUGGUUAUGUACAUCGACAGUUAUUUUGGUUAUCAAAUUAAAGCUUUACCCUGAAGAAUUAUUAUUUUUGUCUUUUGGUAUUAAUUAUUGUAAUAAAUGGUUCAAAAUCUAUGAAUGGUAUUACUAUACAUUUUAAUACUGUAAUUGACUUGUGUAUGUUUUCCCAAGCAAUGUGUUUCAUAUCUUGUGUCUUAGAGUAAAUAUUAUCUUGAGGAUAUUUAAUGCUAUCCUGUAACUUUUAUCAUUUUAUAAGAUUAAGUUUUGGCAUAAGCCUUAAUACUAUUUCUAUAAUGUAUUCAGUAGGUACUGAUAACAGAGAAUCAGUUCUUAAUACAAAUAUGUCGUCUUGGUGUUUCUUGCUAAUUCAUUUGUGAAGAUGAGAACUUUUACCAUCUUCUGUUCAUUUAUGAAGAUUUGCUGAAAUUAUUUUCAAUUAGCUAUCUUAGAAAUUAAUUUGAAGUAUUUAUUUAAAAAUCUAAGUCCAAGUUACCCAUAGAAAAGUGACUAGAAACUAACUCAAAAUAGAACGAUGUUUCUUUUCAUAGAUUUCAGUGUGUUGCAGCAGCCUUAUUUGAUGCUUAUUACAUUUUGCUUUCUCCAAGCAUAAAUCUUUAUAAACUCUAAUAUAUUUUUCAUUACAGUAUUAUCACUGCUCAUAAUUAAUUAUAAUAAUGUGCAGGCGACCAGUGAUUUGUCUUUUCCCCACAUUUACGGCCAUUUUUUUUUUUCCAGGUAAGACUGCCCAUAAAAUUCCUAAAUUUUAGUUUGAUAUUGGUUAACAGAAAUUGCAUUUAUAACUUUGUAGCAGUGGGAAAUGGCAGUUCAGCUUAAAACAGCAUGACUGGCAACGGUCUCCUGGAACUAAUUAGGUUGUAAGCACGGGGGAGAAAGGGGGUUGCAUAUAUUUCAGGAAUUGGUGGUAAUGUAUUUUGAAGUACUGUAUUUUUUUACUGGAACUUUGGCAGAGGUUGCUUGACAUUCCUGUUGGUUUUUAUUACAAACAUUUCAGGUUUUAAGUUACUGCCAAAUCUGUAGAAAAUAAAAAUUACAUGGAAGAUA
Messenger RNA from Cherax quadricarinatus, 1892 nucleotides. RefSeq names its product Signal peptidase complex subunit Spase25 (gene Spase25). NCBI's taxonomy places the organism in Eukaryota, Metazoa, Arthropoda, Malacostraca, Decapoda, Parastacidae. Gene Ontology annotation, cellular component: membrane; signal peptidase complex. Gene Ontology annotation, biological process: protein targeting to ER. The record is from RefSeq and is a predicted model, not a curated record.